AUGUCUGAAAAUCCAAUGGCUGGACCUUCGAUUAUGACGCUUAUUCGUAAUGGAGCUAAGUUUGUUCCUUGUAUGAAAUCAACACAAGAAGAUUUUUUACACUAUCAAACCACAUGCCCGUCAAUACCAUCAUUUACUAAUGAAACUUGUACGUAUGAAGAAUAUCUUUGGUAUGCGUGCAAUGUCGAAAAUCUAAAAGGUUUUCCUUAUCAAGUUUAUCGAUUUAUUAUACCUAUGUUUCUGCAUGCUGGUAUAAUUCAUCUAUUAACAAACUUAAUGAGUCAACUAUAUAUUGGGAUACCAUUAGAGCGAAAGUUUGGUUCGAUUCGUAUCGCUAUUAUAUAUAUUCUAUCAGGUAUUGGUGGUACUUUACUCAGUGCAAUUGGACUUCCACGAACUGGUAAGUAA
This is a messenger RNA of Adineta steineri, 408 nucleotides long. The record is from the annotation of a GenBank genome assembly. Lineage: Eukaryota; Metazoa; Rotifera; Eurotatoria; Adinetida; Adinetidae.